CAAAUCAAAAUACUUUAACGAACCAAAAUAACAAAAACAAAGAAGAAGAAAAAUGGAAGCAAGUAAAAGGAGGAAAGUAAUCAUGUACCCGUUACCGUUUCCGGGACACUUGAACCCAAUGAUCCAACUCGCCAGAAUAUUUCACCACCGUGGCUUCUCCGUCACGAUCCUCCACACCUCAUUUAACUAUCCCGAUCCUUCUCACCACCCACUCUUCACUUUUCGAACAGUUCCUCACAACAACGAAGGUGGAGAAGACCCUCUGACUCAGCCAGAGGCUUCCAGUAUGGAUCUUGUCGUCUUUAUACGUCUGCUGAGACAAACUUACGCGGAGACGUUUCGUCAGUCUCUGGCGGCUGAAGUAGGUGGAGGAGAGGCGGUGUGCUGUUUGGUCUCCGACGCUCUUUGGGCGAGGGGCACGGAGGUUGCAGCGGAAGAGGUUGGAGUCCGUAGAUUGGUGCUGAUCACAAGUGGUGCCGCGUCGUUUUGUGCUUUUGCUGCUUAUCCACUCCUCAGAGAUAAGGGUUACAUCCCGAUUCAAGAUUCUAGAUUAGAUGAGCCAGUGACAGAGCUUUCACCUUUGAAAGUGAAGGAUCUUCCGGUAAUGGAAACGAAUGAGCCGGAGGAACUAUACCGGAUAGUUAAAGAUAUGGUGAAAGGAGCCGAGUCUUCUUUAGGAGUCAUAUGGAACACAUUCGAAGAUCUUGAAAGACUCUCACUCAUGGAUUUUAGCAGCAAGUUUCAUGUUCCCAUAUUCCCGAUUGGACCGUUUCACAAACAUAGCUACAAUCUUCAACUGACAACAAAAAACACAGAAGACCAUGUAAUAACUGAUUGGCUCGACAAGCAAGACCCGCAGUCUGUGGUCUAUGUGAGUUUUGGGAGCCUUGCAGAUAUAGAGGAGAAGGAAUUUCUCGAGAUUGCUUGGGGUCUAAGAAACAGUGAACGACCUUUUUUGUGGGUGGUUAGGCCCGGGUUAGUCCGAGGGGCUGAGUGGCUUGAGGCAUUGCCUAGUGGGUUUGUCGAAAACAUUGGCCAGAAGGGAAAAUUUGUGAAAUGGGUGAAUCAACUAGAGGUAUUGGCGCAUUCUGCAGUUGGAGCAUUUUGGACGCAUUGUGGAUGGAACUCGACGCUAGAGAGCAUAUGUGAGGGUGUGCCAAUGAUAUGUACACCGUGUUUCACGGACCAACGUGUGAACGCCAGGUACAUCAUUGAUGUAUGGCGUAUCGGAAUUGAGUUAGAGAGAAGUAAAAUCAAUAUGAGGGAGGUCGAGAAGGUGGUAGUUAGUAGUGUGUUGGUAGAGGAAGGAGAUAGAAUUAGAGAGAUGUGUUUGAAGUUGAAAGAGAGAGCUCGUGUUUGCUUAGAUAAAGAUGGGUCUUCUUCUAAGAAUUUAGACAAACUUGUAAGUCAUGUUCUGUCUUUUUAGUUCUUACGCUUUUGCAACGUAGACACGUAGGAGCAAUCCUCUUUCAAACAUAUGGAGGUUCUACGUUUUUUUAGAUACUAUGUUGGUUGUAUGUUCAAAUUUAUAUUAAUCCCUUCAGUUGUAUAUAUUUUAAU
Molecule: messenger RNA, 1560 nt
Organism: Capsella rubella
Lineage: Eukaryota; Viridiplantae; Streptophyta; Magnoliopsida; Brassicales; Brassicaceae
Product: UDP-glycosyltransferase 76F1
Exons: 2
Coding region: 53-1426 (457 amino acids)
Molecular function (GO): UDP-glycosyltransferase activity
Source: RefSeq, a predicted model, not a curated record